This is a messenger RNA of Tachysurus fulvidraco (yellow catfish), 2161 nucleotides long. It is a transcript of the gene hnrnpdl, whose product is annotated as heterogeneous nuclear ribonucleoprotein D-like. The transcript is spliced from 8 exons. Gene Ontology annotation, cellular component: nucleoplasm. Gene Ontology annotation, molecular function: poly(G) binding; poly(A) binding. The record is from RefSeq and is a predicted model, not a curated record. Gene Ontology annotation, biological process: regulation of gene expression. The coding region runs from base 118 to 1008 and encodes 296 amino acids. NCBI's taxonomy places the organism in Eukaryota, Metazoa, Chordata, Actinopteri, Siluriformes, Bagridae.
UUGCGUCACUGUCCGCCAUUUUAGCAAACGGGUCAGGGUGUUUGUGUUUGCCGUUGUCUUUUUUUUUAAACACUCACACUGAUCCACACAGGUUUCUGUACCGGAUCUUAGUUCAAAAUGCAGGCAGAACUAGAGCAGACCGACUUCAGCACAGAUGAGUGUCCAGAGGGAUCCAAAAUAAACGCAAGCAAAAAUCAGCAGGAUGAUGGGAAAAUGUUCAUCGGUGGGCUGAGCUGGGACACCAGCAAGCAAGACCUUAAAGACUACCUGUCUAAAUUCGGAGAGGUCUUGGAUUGCACCAUCAAAACAGACCCGAUGACCGGCAGAUCCAGAGGUUUUGGGUUUGUGCUGUUCAAAGAUGCCGACAGUGUUGACAGAGUUCUGGAGCUGAAGGAGCACAAACUCGAUGGUAAACUGAUUGAUCCAAAGCGAGCCAAAGCUAUGAAGGGAAAGGAGCCUCCCAAAAAAGUCUUUGUUGGAGGUCUUCGUCCAGAAACAUCAGAGGAGCAAAUUCGGGAAUAUUUUGGAUCCUUUGGGGAUAUUGAAAAUAUCGAACUUCCCGUGGACAGCAACACAAAUGAGAGGCGAGGGUUCUGUUUUGUAACAUAUGUGGAUGAAGAACCUGUUAAGAAGCUUUUGGAGAAUAGAUACCACAAUGUGGGAGCAGGAAAGUGUGAAAUAAAAGUUGCCCAGCCUAAAGAGGUCUACAGACAGCAACAGAACAGAAGUGACCGGGGGGGAAGAGGAGGAUUCAGAGGUCGUGGAAGAGGAGGACCAAGUCAGGGAUACAACCAGGGCUAUGGCGGCUACUACGGACAGAACUAUGGAAGCUAUGGCAAUGGCUACAGCCAGGGCUAUAAUGAUUACCCUGGCUAUGACUAUUCAGGCUACAACUAUCAAAAUUACGGAUAUGGACAAGGCUAUGAUGAUUACAAUGGUCAACAGAGCAACUACGGGAAGGUCCCACGGGAAGGUGGAAAUCAUCAGAACAACUACCAGCCAUAUUGAUGGAAUGACUUGACCUACCAGAAUUUAUGCGGGGACUUCAUUGCAGGCCGUGUGUCACCUGACCACGAAAUUCUCUGGGCGUCGCACAUAGCGGGCAGAGAGCACGGCAUGCACGAGAAAACGCUGUCCUGUGGUAUGGUCUCUUCAAAUUUCCUGUACCAGCGUUAAAGAGCAAACGUUAAGCAGGAGAUCUCUCGUUUUCCCUUAAGUUUUCAAGGUUUUGUUUAACAGUGUAAAAUGAAUUUUUUACAGGUAUUUAACAGUGAACACUAAAGUGAUUGUUAACCCUGCUGUUUGUAUUCUCUUUUUUAAUUUAGUGUUCUUGUAUUUCAGUUCUGGAGCUUCAGUGUAAUUUUUUUGUUUGUUUUUGCAAAUUUUUUUGGUUUGGUUAUGUUUUGUCUAAAAUGGUUCCCACCCCAUAAAUUGCAUAAAACUCAUAAUGCUUGCUUUUUUUUUUUAGAGUCCAUAGAGAACUUCAAAUGGUACACGUCAGACCUUUUCCUUAAGACCUAGAUGAUAAAGAUCAUAUGUAAAUCUCUUACUGAACCCAUAAAAAGUUUACAGGCCAUCAAGGUGUCAUUUGCUGUUACCUUAAAUUUAAAAUUACCUUAAAUUUGAAAAGACACACAUGGUAUACUUCUUUUUGGUGAGAUUGACCACCAGCUCAGUGGAGCUCAAGUUUCACUGGCUAUAGACAUGUUUUUAGUAACAUUAAGUACAUAUGAUCUUUAGUCUUUAAUGGUGAUUUUAAUAGCUUAAAGUCAACAGCUCACGAAGUUAAACUGAAACAUGGAGGUGGUCUUUUUCAGUGAGAUUCUAGCCUUGUCAAAAUAGCUAAUUUCUCAUCUCGUCUCUCUUUUUAGGUGGGCCGACUGAGCGUUCGUACCCUGGAGGCAGCUCAAGGAUACCCUGUUCUUCUUAAUCAAAGAGCAUCUUGAUUUUAAAAUACUUUUGUUUCACUGUCCUCUGGUGAAGACAUUCACAGCAGGACCUUGUAAAUAUUGUUUCCAAGUUUCUUAUCCUGUGCUUUGUUAAAGUAGUUCCUGAAAGUUUUGUGCUGAUGUGUACUUAGAUUCUGAUUUGGAAAGUGUCCUUUUUGUCUUAAUUUUUUCAGUUUUGGAUAAAUGGAAAUUAAAAUUGGGGUACAAAAACA